This is a messenger RNA of Pochonia chlamydosporia 170, 1491 nucleotides long. RefSeq lists its product as hypothetical. The transcript is spliced from 4 exons. Bases 1 to 1491 code for a protein of 496 amino acids. Lineage: Eukaryota; Fungi; Ascomycota; Sordariomycetes; Hypocreales; Clavicipitaceae. The record is from RefSeq and is a predicted model, not a curated record.
AUGGCUGUCCGUAUGUCGACAGGGACAAGUUUGUCCCUCGUCAUCCUCAUGACGACAUUAGCGAAAAUGGUCAACGGACAUGAUCAUCACGGCGACAGCAAAAUUCCAGAGGGGCAGACGGUCUCCCUGGAACCACUGGUUAGUCCUCGAACCCAUCGUGACGACGAUGCGUACGAAGACACGACGUUAUGGAUUCACAUCUUCAUCAACAUGUUUGCUUAUGGUGUGAUCUUCCCUAUUGGCAUGGUGCUAGGAAUAACCAAAUCUCGCUGGCACGUUCCCACUCAAGUCUUCGGCUCGGCUCUUGCCCUUUUGGGCUUCUUUUUGGGCCAUGCCCACGGCGGACGAGAAUUCGUUGGCCACAACAUCCACUCGAUUUUUGCGAAUAUCCUACAGCUUCUCUUGAUCGGUCAGGUGGUUCUUGGCCUUUACCUGAAGGGACACUGGGAGAAGGGACUGAACGGCAAGAUCAGAAAACUUAUUCGGCCAUGCCAUUCCAUUAUUGGAAAGGCGAUGCCCUUAUUGUCAUGGGCACAAAUGGUCUUUGGUGGAAUUACGGCUCUUGGAUUCUGCCAGGGUGAGCAUGUUGGGCAGUGCGCUGCCCACUUCAUUAUGGGAGGCGCCUUUAUUGCAUAUGGCGUCAUUUUGACCAUCAUACUUGUUGUUGGCCAGGUCUGGAUGCAGCGUAGUGGACGGUCUCAAGAAUUCUUUGAUAGCGCUGUUAUUGCAGCCUGGGGUUGCGUCAACACUUUCACUGAACAUCGAUGGGGCACCGCUUGGGUCAAGAAUGACUGGCAGCACACAACCAUGGGAGUUAUCUGGUGGUGUGCUGGCCUGGCGGGCAUGUGGCUCAGCAAGGAUCGUGACGGUAACCCCAAGCGCAACUUCAUUCCUGGCUUCGUCAUCUUCAUUACCGGCUGGGCUAUGUCGGCGCAUCCCCAGGAACUGAUGGUCAGCGCCAUGACACACAGCACUUUUGGCAAGACUUUGAUGGCUGCUGGACUCACUCGGAUCAUUGAAAUUGCUUUCGUCUUGAAGGACAAGCAAUCCCUCUCGGAGAGUGGGCGAUCUUGGAAUAGCUUCCAGUACAUUCCUGUAUUCCUCUUGUACGCUGCUGGCUUCUUGUUCAUGGGUGCCACCGAGGAACAGAUGAAUCUCGUUGCACAAUCCAGCAUGGACGGUGUCUCAUACAUCUUGAUCCUGUUCUCUCUUGCCUUCCUUGUCUUUUUAUUCGCAAACAUGCUCAUCCACCUUUAUGAUCGACUCGCCAACCCUGCCAUCAAUACGAAAGACCUUGGCAACGGACACUUGCAUGCCAAUGGCCGCGCUGUUGAGGAGGGUCAGCUGAGAGAUGCUGAAGAAUUCGAGCUUGACGGCCUCAUGAGUGACGAGGAGGGUGACGAGGGUAGGGCUAUGCUAAGAAGAAGCUUGGAUCGUCCCAGCAUUGACACCCCAAGCACUCUUGGUAAGAAUAACCACACACGGGCGUAG